Messenger RNA from Saprolegnia parasitica CBS 223.65, 805 nucleotides. RefSeq lists its product as hypothetical. The transcript has a single exon. Lineage: Eukaryota; Oomycota; Saprolegniomycetes; Saprolegniales; Saprolegniaceae. The record is from RefSeq and is a predicted model, not a curated record. Bases 41 to 748 code for a protein of 235 amino acids.
GCCGAUUAUUCCAGCGUUCCAUUUCCCAAUUCGCUCCAGCAUGGCACCACGGCGGAGCCUCCUCCUCCUUCUCCUCCUGGCGUGCGCCCUGCAGUGCGUCGUCGGCCAAGACACAACGCCCGCAACGUCGCCAGCGCCGACAAGCCCACUCGUGCCCGUCAAGACCUUGAGUACGUGCCAAGCGUGCGCCAACCUCGGCCAGUGCGACGCUGCCUACAAGGGCCUUCCGGGCAAGUACUGCGGUCCGUGGCUCUCGGGUGGCGUCAAGCAAGUGUGCUGCUGCCCGACCGCCGCCACGUGCCGCAUCCCGCUCGACGCGAGCGCUUGCGUCUGCGGCGGCAACACGUCGCCUGCGAAGACGACCUCGGGCACGCCGUUCUGGGUCUGGAUCGCGAUCGGCUUUGGCGCAAUCUUGCUCGGCUGCGCGUUUUACUACUGCUGCUGCCGCCCGACGUACACGGAAGAGGUCGUGAUCGUACAGCCCGGCUACGUCGGUCAGCCUGGCGUCAUGUACCAGCAACAGCCCCAAGUGGUGUACGCCAACGGCGGCGGGUACGGCUACGGCGGGUACGGCGGAGCCGACGUCGGCACUGGCCUGGCCGUUGGCGCCACCGCCGGUCUUGUCGGCGGUCUCGCGCUCGGCGCCGCCAUGGACGCUGGCCACGGCUACGGCGGCGGCUACGGUGGCGGCUACGGCGGUGGCGGCGACUUUACCGGCGGCGGCGGCGGCUUUGGCGGUGACUUUUAGAUAUUAUGCACAACUCACAUGUCAAUACGAAUGUCUUUGACUUCGUAUCCCGGGGCA